Paracoccidioides brasiliensis Pb18 is the source of this 435-nucleotide messenger RNA. RefSeq lists its product as uncharacterized. Bases 1 to 435 code for a protein of 144 amino acids. The transcript is spliced from 5 exons. The record is from RefSeq and is a predicted model, not a curated record. Gene Ontology annotation, molecular function: RNA binding. Gene Ontology annotation, cellular component: spliceosomal complex. Gene Ontology annotation, biological process: positive regulation of mRNA splicing, via spliceosome.
AUGUGUAGCGGCCUUGCAUGGCAUACUACCGACCAGACCUUGCGUCAGGGUUUCGAGAAGUACGGCACCAUUGAAGAAGCCAUCGUUGUCAAGGACCGCGACACAAACCGCAGUCGUGGUUUCGGCUUCGUCCGGUUUUCCCGCGACGUUGAAGCAGACGCCGCGAUGAACGCAAUGAGCAACCAGGAGUUCGAUGGACGUGUCAUCCGGGUCGAUAAAGCUUCUGACCGUGCUUCCGCUCACCGCAAUGAUGGUGGUGGUUACCAUGGACGUGGCGGCGGGUAUCACCGCUUCGACAGCAAUGGCGGUGGUGGAUAUCGCAAUGGCAGCGGUUAUGGUGGCGGAGGAUACAACGAUCGCCAUGGCGGCGGUGGCUGGGGUGGCCACCAACGGCAACAGUAUUCCAACCACGGCCUGGGUGGAUCUGGGGCAUAA